AUGCCCUCUCCACAUCAGUCCACCUCACUCGAUGAGGUUCGUGAUGUGAGUAAAAACAGAAAACGCAAACGCUCUCCAACUCCAUCCGAACUGGAAACGAAAAGUUCUGGUGCUCAAAAAGAACCGCCUCGUAAUGAACCCAAUAAAACAACUGCUGCAGAAGUUCUUAAUAUUUAUGGCAAAACUGGUGGAGCUUACAUUCCUCCGGCUCGCUUACGACAGAUGCAAGCGCAAAUUACUGACAAGUCCUCCGAAGCUUAUCAACGCAUCGCAUGGGAAGCACUCAAAAAGUCGAUUCAUGGCUUCAUCAACAAGGUCAAUGUUUCUAACAUAUCAGACGUUGUUCGCCAACUGCUGUCGGAAAAUGUAGUUCGUGGCAGGGGACUCCUCGUACGCUCGUUGCUCACAGCCCAGUCGGCCUCACCCACUUUUACCCACGUGUUUGCUGCACUUGUUGCUGUAGUGAAUUCCAAGUUUCCUCAGGUUGGCGAGCUCGUGCUAAAAAGGCUUAUCAACGAAUUCCGCAAAGCAUUUCGGCGAAAUCAAAAGGACCGGUGUCUGUCCACGGCUCGGUUUCUUGCGCAUCUGGUCAAUCAGAAAGUUGUACAUGAACUGAUUGUUUUGGAACUACUCACCCUGUUACUCGAACAAACGACCGAUGAUAGUGUUGAAGUUGCUGUCGCGGUACUGAAAGAAUGCGGCGCCAUGCUCACGCGUCUCGUUCCGAAGGGAGUUCAUGGUGUGUUUGAACAUUUACGUCGUAUCUUGAACGAAGGCAACUGCGACAAACGCAUUUCUUACAUGCUGGAAGUCAUGUUCCAGAUUCGUCGUGAUGGCUGGAAAGACCACCCAAUUGUCCUACCCGACUUGGAACUUAUCGAAGAGGAUGACCAGAUAACACACACCACCUCGUUGUUGGAUCAAGUCGAUCCGGAGGAUAGCCUGAAUGUAUUCCGCUUCGAUCCGAACUAUGUUGAAAAUGAGGAAAAAUAUGCAAAGAUCAAAGCUUCAUUCUUCGAAUCGGAUGCCGAGUCAGAAGCCGGUUCGGGCGAUGAGGAGGCAGAUGAUUCGGAGUCUUCGGGUGAUGAGGAUGCAGAAGCUGAUGAGCGUGGUGCUCAAGGGGCUACUGCCGCUACCGGUGAAGGUCAGCAGACAAUCAUUGAUCAGACCGAAACAAACCUGGUUCAUCUACGUCGAACUAUCUAUCUGAUGCUCCAGAGCAGUCUGAGUGCAGAUGAAGCUGGGCAUCGGCUGCUUCAGCUAAAAAUCAAACCGGGAGAGGAGUACGAGGUCGCUUCCAUGGUUCUUGACUGUUGCGCUCAGACCCGAAGCUAUGAGAGUCGUUAUGGUCGUCUUGCCCAACGCCUUUGUCGAGUUAUGCUCACUUUCGGCAACCCGCCACCCACGUCUGGUGGUGGUCCGAAACCCAUCCCGGAAGAAGUGGGACCAGGUAGUCGCUACAAGUCCUCGUCGAACACUCGAGCAACUACUAAGUCUGCGGAAACCACAGAAACCACUCCAGCCGUCGAGGAUACAGGCCCCCCUAGAAGUUACGUAGCUGAGUUCGAACGUAUAUUCGCUGAACAGUAUGCUAUUAUUCACCGAUUGGAAACAGCUAAGUUGCGCAACGUCGCCCUAUUUUUUGCACAUCUACUUCACACGGACUCUAUAUCUUGGGGUGUUCUGGAAUGCGUGCGCCUAAAUGAGCGCGAUACGACAUCAUCUGGCCGCAUCUUUCUCAAACAUCUGUUCCUUGAACUGUGCUCAUUUAUGGGUUUAGCUAAGCUUCAAAACCGACUGCGAGACGAAACUUUGCAACCGUUUUUUGCUGGGCUUCUUCCUCGUGACAACCCGAAGGAUACUCGAUUUGCUAUCAAUUUUCUCACUACAAUCGGUUUGGGUGGUUUGACACUGGAUCUUCGCGAACAUUUACAAGCUUCACGUGAAGCAGCUUUGGCCAAACGCGAAGCUCAAGCGGCCAACUCCGAUGUGGAGUCACUAUCGGAAGAGGUUGAAGAUCAAGACGAAUCCUCCAGCUCGUCUUCAAAUUCCGAUUUAGAUAGAAAAAAGAAGGCUAAGAACCAUCACGCUGCUCGAAAACUAAAAGAAAAAUCCCCGACGGAGAACAGGGCAGUAGAGAAAAAGAAAAAUACCACCCAAUUCGCUCCGAAAGAAUCGACAAAAUCGGGUUCGAAGUUAAGAGAAAGACCUUUGGAUACGCCAUUUUUCAAUGAUAUUCGCAAUUCUCCACCGCAUUCUCGCGCGAAAGAUCGAGAUCUGAGUGCAGUCGAAAGGAAGCCAAAUAAUCCUAAUCCUGCUCAACCAAGAGAUCGACCUCUGAGCAAAUCGCCUGAAAUGAGUGUGCGUUCCAUGAUAACCGUCCCUAAGCAGCGACAGCGUAGUCCGUUCGAUCUGUCACCCAUUGAGAAAGAGGUUCCUUCUAGACACCAAGAUGAUCGGCGGCACCGGCGAGACUCUCCAAUCGGACGUAGUCCACCACGAGCUAACAAGUCCACCUCUAGGCGACAACGGUCAUCAAAGGAUCGCUCGCCUCAUCGAGUUGACACCCAUUCUACACGGAAGUCAUAUAAAGAUAGUACAGAUCAUCAUUCUCGACGUCGUCAGAGUCCCAAUGAACCUUUCUACUCCAAUUCACCACGUGAUCACACUUCAAGAUCUCAUCGUUCCCCGGAUCGAUCAAAUAAGCGCGACAAGGAGAAGAAAGAACGUCAUAGCUCUCGCUCCCCAAGGGCAAGAAGCCCUUUUUCGCAUCAUUCUUCGAAAGAUAGACUCCGUCCCAUACCGUCAUAA
Molecule: messenger RNA, 2811 nt
Organism: Opisthorchis viverrini
Lineage: Eukaryota; Metazoa; Platyhelminthes; Trematoda; Opisthorchiida; Opisthorchiidae
Exons: 5
Coding region: 1-2811 (936 amino acids)
Biological process (GO): mRNA splicing, via spliceosome
Cellular component (GO): catalytic step 2 spliceosome
Molecular function (GO): protein binding; RNA binding
Source: RefSeq, a predicted model, not a curated record